Molecule: messenger RNA, 2028 nt
Organism: Aspergillus steynii IBT 23096
Lineage: Eukaryota; Fungi; Ascomycota; Eurotiomycetes; Eurotiales; Aspergillaceae
Product: fungal specific transcription factor domain-containing protein
Exons: 3
Coding region: 1-2028 (675 amino acids)
Biological process (GO): DNA-templated transcription
Molecular function (GO): zinc ion binding; DNA binding
Source: RefSeq, a predicted model, not a curated record
AUGUCAGGAAAUCUAACGUUUGUCCCGUAUCCCGAUUCGAGUGAGCGGUCGUCGCGACGCGUCCGGUCGCGCAGAGCCUGCAGCCGCUGUCGACUCCAGAAGCGACGAUGCAAUCACCGAGACCUGUCGCAUUCCGUGACCUCUUCGUCCCCAUCGCGUUCUCUGGCGUGGAUGGGGUCGCACGAAACCCCUCAAUCUCAAUCUCAAGCGCCGGCCGCCUCUGGUCCGGGGCCAAGACGUGAAUUGACAAGCGCCCGAGAUCCAUCGGCGUCGCCCAGCGGCCAACAGAGCCACGCUGGGACGACGAGAAGUCAGAACCAGGCAGACCAACCACAAAAUCACCUCCCACCGCAAGAGUCCGAAGCAGAGACGCAUAAUCAUACAUGCGGAUCAGACACUCAUGCGAGCCCUCUCACCACGCGUUUCGUGGGUGAUUUGAACCCCGAGGCGAGACUCCUGGACAAAACUACGACGCCCGAGGAUGCGCAAAACAUGGCUCCGGGGGAAGUGGGAGUCUGGGUGCAGCCGCAUCCUUGCAGUAAAUGUGCUUCGGGCGUGGAAGAAUGCUCUCCGUCAAGGCCGCAUCCUCCUUCGACCGGAAGACUGAGCCGGUUCCUACCACCCGGAUCGGACAUGCUAUCCGGAAAAACCAUCAAGGCGCUCUCGGAAAUCUAUUUUAAUAACAUACAUCCCAUGAUACCGCUUCUGAAUGAGGAACAAUACUGGCAAUCACUAUCCCGAGGGACGGCUCCGGUGCCCCUUGUGCAUGUUUUGUGUCUAGUAGCAGCUAAGGACGCUGCGGCGGAGAAGCAUCUGAAGCUUCUUCAAUCACGAGAUACUCCCCUCUCCGCGCGAGAAUUCUGCAGUCAACUGUAUACGUCCCUUUCGGCAGCUCUAACCCGUCGUGCCUCGUUGGGGAAGAUCACUCUUAUGCGCAUUCUCGGGCUGCUCUCGCUGCACCAAGAAGGAAGCGAAGGCAUGGAAGGCGCAUCCAGCUGCAUUGCACAGGCUGUCCAUAACGCGCAGUCAAUAGCGCUUCACUUGCCUCGUCCCAACGAUACUGAUAACGGAUUCAAACGGCUGUUCUGGUGUCUUUGGACUCUGGACCGCAUGAAUGCUGCGACUAACUCGAGACCAUGCAUCAUGGCCGACAUCGACAUAGGUGUUCCGGAAAUAACGCCGGAGGAAUCUAAUUCAGUUGCCUUUGACGUAUGUUUUAGAAUUGCGAAGAUGUUGAAUAAGGCUAUUGGGCUCUAUCGGCCGAACAAUAAGGUCCCGACUGCUGGCUGGGAUCUCGAUUACCCGGGGUUCGAGCAGAUCAUGGAUGAAAUGCACGCGUGGAAUCUACCCUCGGCCACAAUAGCUACGUUGCAUGUCUUCUACCGCGCCACAGCUAUCCUAGCCCAUCGCCUUAAAACGGUCACGACCUUACCCUCUCCCACCGCCGCACGGCUGCGCCAGCAGCUCUCCGCCAUCCAAUUAAUCCGCUACAUGCAAGACCCAACUCGACUCAACUCACUCCACCCAUUCCCCAUAAUAGUCUACGCCGCCUCGCUCGCCCUAUCCGUAUCAUACCAACAAUUACGAUAUAGCCGGCUCCCGAGCGACCAAGGAGACGCACGCCAGGACUUCAACACCGGGUGCGAGAUUCUGCAAGAACUGCGACGCAAAUGGGCCUCUGCCGACGCAAUGGCAUCGCUGGCGUAUCGAAUCUCCAUUGCACUGGAUCAACUACCGAACCUGGGCGUGCUGUGGGUGAAUCGGUCCAAUCGGACAGAAAGAGACAGUCAUCCGCCCUCGAGAAGAGAGCUCGGGGACACGGUGGAAGAAGUUGAUCAUCAGCCCCACUCACUGGAUGCGCAGAUGAUGGACCGUUCGCAAGACGUUGAGAGGACCCAUCCUGAAUUGGAUACUAUGAAUUUAUUCUCUGGUAUGGAUGAUGUCUCGUGGAUGUAUCUUGACGCAGAAAUCCCUGUGAACUUUGAUCAUUUGCCGUUGAUGGAUUUCGAUGAGCCGCUCCCAUGGUAG